Molecule: messenger RNA, 694 nt
Organism: Tarenaya hassleriana
Lineage: Eukaryota; Viridiplantae; Streptophyta; Magnoliopsida; Brassicales; Cleomaceae
Product: DNA-binding protein S1FA1-like
Exons: 2
Coding region: 126-356 (76 amino acids)
Biological process (GO): regulation of DNA-templated transcription
Cellular component (GO): nucleus
Molecular function (GO): DNA binding
Source: RefSeq, a predicted model, not a curated record
AACACACACACACACACACACUCACACACGUUGUUUUCCGAGGUUUUGUCUUAAUCAAGCGCUCGAAAUCUCCUCCCAAAUCGUACGUUGCCGGAGCUAAUCCCACGGCUUUUCGAUCGUUAAACAUGGACGGCGACGAUUUAUCCGGCGAGAUAAUUGCUGAAGCCAAAGGGUUAAACCCGGGUCUGAUCGUGCUGCUCGUUGUUGGAGGUUUGCUAUUGGCAUUCCUCAUUGGAAACUACAUGCUCUACAGGUAUGCCCAGAAGAACCUUCCGCCCAAGAAGAAGAAGCCCGUCUCCAAGAAGAAGCUGAAGCGCGAGAAGCUGAAGCAGGGAGUUCCCGUCCCGGGAGAGUAAGGAUCGUUGUUUCCCUCACUAAGCUCAUUCGAAGCUGGAAACCGAUGCAUCCGGUGUCUGAUAAAUUCACCCUUUUUCGGGUUUUUUCUUUUCGUUCCCUUUAGUUUUUUUUUCUUGUCAUGAGAAUUUAGAAUGGCUCUGAAUCUAUUAUGGUUCACAUCGAGAAUAUUACGAAACAGGAUGACCCUUUGCUUGGGAGUCAAAGACUUCAAAUAUUUUGUCUGUGUUUCUCACUCUCCUGAUUGCAGCCGUAGAACCUUUCAAUCUUAGCUCGGAUCAGAUCCUUGGAACCACUAAAAUCUUCUUGUUUAGUUUUAGUUGACUAUGUUGUUCCCGGA